CGUCUCGUUCAGACAGAUGAGUGUCGUGAAGUGUUUAGGGGGUUGGGAUAGUCUGUUUUUUGUGUAUGGCAAACGGCAAUUGAGUCAAAACAAGGGAAGUUAGUUUCAAGGGAGUGGUUCUUGAUUUAAAUCUUAAUGCUAUUGUCCAAUUUUUGUUGGUGACAGUAACAGAUGAAAUAUAAUAUCGAGAUAGAUGAGUUCUAGCGUUAUAGUAUGUGUAAUUUUUUAAUAAAAGUUUGCAUUUUGUGAAAUGCCGAUGUGAUACGGUACCGCAGAAAGGACCAGAACAGACAAGAUGAGAGAUCUGAGGGUGGUACUGCUCCUAGGCAGCUGUAUUGGUCUAAUAUCUAGUCAAACGGAGGAUUUUGCCUUCGAACAGGAAAACAUGCCAACACAGUCACUGCCACCACUGAGGAGGUUAUGGGGGAUCCCCGACUCCAGGGGGCAAGUCGGGAGGUUCCUGCAGAUCUCUGUACCAGUGGACGCUUUUGAGGGAGUCAUCAGUAAAUACGAGGCGUCAGGCGCUGGAGGAAAGGCGCUGCCGAGCUGGUUACGCCUAGAUUCAACCACUGGGCUGUUAGAGGGAGUGCCAGGGGAGGGGGACGAAGGCGAGGUGUAUAUAGCCAUGGUGGCGGUCGGACCACAACGACAACAUACUGCCAAAGACUACUUUGCCAUCGAGGUGCUGCCGCAUUCGUAUACACAACACUCACUCAUCAAGGAAAGGUGCUCUCCAGGUGAAGAUGUCACAACACUCACUGUCGUGGUAGACAAAGACUACAAGUCAAUGACUACUGAUAAUAAGAUCUCUGUAUUGACCAACUUAGGGAGAUAUCUAGGAAUGUCUCAUGAGAAAUUAAGUCUGAUACCCCAAAGCACGGCAGAUGUGCUGACUGACUCAGCAAUCAUGGCGGGUCCUGGAAAUACCAAGAGAAAGUUGGCUGACCAUUCCUCAGUUAUCCAGUGGCAGGUUGGCUGUGGAGGGAAAGUGUUGCCUAAAUACUCGUCCCAAGUACAACAGGUGAAGCAUGACGCCUAUGACGGCACGCUGGCAGAGGUUCUGCAGUUUCCUGUCAUCGGAUGGCAUCUCACAGUCAGCUCCUCGAAUCCGCCAUUCAGGCACAGACGGCAGGUGGUAGGGUCAGGUGACAGUGAGAACGAUCUGGAGGAUCUUGAUACCCUGGAGGAGGAGAUAGUUGCAGUCCCUGCAGAGACUGGUGUUGAGGAGGCGGUUCCCGAAUCGAGGGUGGUGCCGAUCGCAGCUUCACCAGUGUUUGCUGAGCCAUCCACCACCGUGCCCACUGUGGUCCACCCUCACAGACACCACCAUGGCGAGCUGCCAGCCUCUAUAGAACCCACGUACACCAGUCUCCUCACCAGUCCUGCACCGUUUGCUACCAUCAUGCCUACACCGACCUACGACCCGGAGAGGCCUGCUGUGUUCCCCACACUUCUAGUCACUGCUAGUCAAGUAGAAGAGUUCUCUGUGGCACCGACUCCGGUUGUAAGUCAAGUGGAGCCAUCCGUCACUCCAGAAAUGCCAACCCCUCAGGAGACAGACCCUCAGGUGGUGGAGAGUUCUUCGGAACAGUCCUCGACCGAGGCCCUGACGACAGCUCCUCCUCCAUUGGAGGCCACAACGAAACAGACAGUGGAAGUUGUCACUGCAGAAAACACUCCUCCUACCAUAAACUUCAAACUCCCCAGACAGGCUAUCACUGCUGGUAAACCCUUCAGGUAUGUGAUACCGGAGGAUGUGUUCUCGGAUUUAGAAGAUGGCAAUACUCGAAAGCUACACCUCACACUCAAGACUCAAGAAGGAUCUCCUGUUCACUACUCUUGGAUACACUUUAAUCCUGAGAACCAGGAAGUUAUUGCUCUGCCGCUGGAGGAACACGUGUCGCGGUGGGCGUUCACACUGGAAGCUCGGGAUGCCGAGGGGCUGGCGGUGAACGAUACACUGGAGUUGAAUGUGCAAAACCACAAGGCGCGACGGACAGUGACACACGCACUGACCUUGGACUUGGCUCUGCAGAGCACUCCAGCACCGGUGGAGUGGCAGUUAGCAGCAGUGGAACGGUUGGCGGCACUGUACGGUGACCAUGACACGGCACUGAUAACUGUGCUGGGUGUCACACCUCAGGAUGAUCCCAUCACCUUUACCUGGACAAAUGAUUCGCUGCCGAGGAACCACUGUCCACGGGAGCAGAUUGACAACUUACUACGGGUACUAAGGGCCAAUGAGGACGGCAAGCCGACAGAUGCUGUGCGGAAUCUGUUGUCGCCCCAGAUCACUGUGGUGAGAGUGUCGUGGGUGGGACGAGGCACCUGUGAGACUGCUCCUGCCCCAAAGCCUCUGCCUCCCUCCACCCAGAACUUCUCCCCAAUCCCUCGCAACCAGGUGGAUCUGCUCAAUGCCACACUGGGACAGUUGCUGGUUUACACUGUACCCGAGGACACUUUCUAUGACCCGGAGGACGGCAGCACUCGCAACAUGAAACUGUCACUGCUCAACAUGGACCGCUCGCCCAUCGGCUCCACACACUGGCUGCAGUUUGACAUCAAGAAUCAGGAGUUCUAUGGCAUUCCAAUGGCCGUCUUCGACAUUGGCAGGAGGGAGUACCAACUGGUUUGCAAAGACAGUGGAGGUUUGACGGCGUAUGACGGUUUGGUAGUUGUGGUCCACCCGCCGGCCAAGACACUGUACAAUGUGGAGUUUAGCAUGACCUUGGACAUCGAACACGAUACUUUCGCGUACAACCCGGCGAUGAAACGCCACUUUGUCGAGCGACUAGCAGAACUCUUCGGUGAUAGAAACGCCAGUGCCAUCGUGCUCAGUGGGGUGUCAGCGAACCCCACACACAUUGUGUGGCACAAUCGCUCCUUGCCCACGGACAAGUGUCCGGAUGAAGAGAUUAAGCACCUCAGACAGAUUCUUCUGGGUGACAACGACAGAGUGUCAGUCCAGGUGAAUACAGUCCUCGGUCCGGAGUUCCCUGUGACGCAAGCCUCACUCAUUCCCACUGCCAGUUGUCAAGCCAUCAUGACGGUGACACACCCCGUGGAGCCUGUGUACCCGAGCGGAGAUGUGCGGCCAGUGUCUCGAUCUAACGACGAAUACUUGGUCACCGUCAUCGUGCCAGCUAUCGUCAUCGCAGCAAUGCUCCUAUGUGCCAGUCUUGUCGCCUGUGCCCUUUAUCGCCGGCGAAGAACAGGGAAGAUGUCUGUUGGUAGCGAGGAUGAGAGACAGAGCUUCCGCAGCAAAGGGAUUCCCGUUAUAUUCCAGGAUGAGCUGGAGGAACGGCCGGAGCCUGCCAACAAGAGUCCUGUCAUCAUGAAGGAGGAGAAGCCCCCACUGCCCCCGCCCGAGUAUCACCAACGGACCGCUCUGCUGUCGGACACGGACCACCACGAGGACUCACCUUACCAGCCGCCCCCGCCGUUCCCCACCAGCAGAGACUCCGCCCGCCCCAAGCCCACGCCCACCUACAGAAUGCCACCUCCGAAUUGAGGAAACGAGUACAAGACCAAAGGAAGUACGCCCAGACACGUAUCUAGGCUACCGUAGUAUAACUACCUUUACUUUCACUGUGGCUUCCAAAUAGGUAUUUAGUGUUACCAUAUCAGUUAUAUCUGUAGACCUUUCGGGGGGAAGAAAACUUCCAAAAACUUGUUGACCUGCUGUUCUGUACAGAGAAGUAUAACAGAGAAUUUCAUUUUUAUAUUUAUUUUAACAUUCUAAAUGUAUAAUCCUGAUAAGUUUAAUUUAUUAAAUAUUUUAUUAAUUGUUAGACCUAUUUGACAAUAUGAUUUCAUCUUUCAUAUUGUACCUUUAUUAUAUCCUAUGGUCAAAGCACAAAAUAGCCGUUUAAAAAAGUUGUACUUUAAUUUGUUGAAGCACAUGUAGUGGAUUGUUGCAAAGUUCUUAUUUGGCCAAAGUACUUAAGCCUUGCACUAAGCUUGUGGAAACCUUGCUCACCGAAAUCUGUGUGAGGAUGAAUGAAACUCACAAAAACACGAAAAGUUAGCAGGCCAAUUUGAGUUCAAAUGUUUUUAUUGUAGUAACGCAUUUAAUUGUUAACACAAAAACCAAGUUUGUCAAUUCCAUGUAGUUUCCAUGAUUUAUUUUAUUUGAUCUCUAUAGAUUUUGAUGUGGUAUCGUUUAAAAUUGCAUAAUAAACCAAUUGCAUAAUAUCCAGUGGUUUUGGUUAAAAAAUGUUAUGAAAACUGAAAUAAAAUAUACGUACGAAAUAAUUUUUAUUUAGAAAUAAAAACAGCUUGAGACAUGUUUCAGUUGUAAUUUAGUUAAAUGUAGAAUAUUUUGACAAAAUGUUCAAAUUAUUUGGUAAUAUGUGAUUUAGAAAUUUUUUGACAACUUUUACAUUCCUUGUAACACUAAUUAAUUACUUGUGUUAAAUAUUUUGAAUAAUAUUAACAUUAUUAAUGCCUAUAUUAUGUAUGCAGGUGAUAGAAAGAAUUAAACACUGUAUUUUGAUGAGGCGUUCUGUCAUAAUUUUAAACUUUUCUGAGUUGAACACUUCAUAUUGUUCACCAAAAUAUAAGAAAUAAAUGUCCUGUCAUUAGUUUAAACUAUUACAUAAGUUACAUAGUUUUAUGUAUGUACUAUAUCGUAAUUUAACGUGGCUGAACUUUGCCGGUUAAUUAUGAGAAUUCUAAAUUAAUCAACGAAUCAAGUGGUCAUAUUCUAAAUAGAUUAUAUAUUUCAGUAUUAAAAUAAUUACUUGAUUUCAAGUUUAAUUUAAAUGAAAUUGUUAAUUCCAACUCCACCAAAUAGUAAUGCCAGUAAGUGUAAUUUUGUUGUGUGCUGUGGUAGUUGUAACAUACAUAUCAAGACAAGAUAAAUGUUUUAAGCACUUUUUGAUUGCUUAUGUUAAAUUUAUGAUUGAUCCAAUUUACAUGUGUGUGUAAUUACUUUUGUCAGAAUUCUAUACAGAAAUGGAAUUAUAUUAUCCACACCAAAAUGUUAUUGUUGUAGUUGAAGUUUGACUGAAAGUGUUAAAGUGUCAUAGUUAUUAUCCUUUUAUAUAAUUAAAUUAAUUAUAAUUGUCCUUUUUAAGCUAACAAUUUUAAUCCACAAUGUUUUUUGGAGAAAUAUCUGUAAUUAAAUUACGCUAAAACUAACAGAAAUAUGGACAUUUGCUGCUUUUUGUUACAAAUACUGAAACAAGAAGUUUCAAUAGCCAGUAUCUGCUCUCUUCUUCAGGUAUCAAACCAUAAAACUUAUUUUGAUUUGUUAAUAUUCCUGCAUGUGUACCGUAAUUUUCAGUCUUUGAUAUCUGAUUUUGGGAAGGCGAUAAUCCUAUUGUCCUUUGAAAUCAUUGCAAUAAUAAUAAAAAACCUCAACUAAGAAAACAAAUGUAGGAAAAAAAAGGCGAAAAAGAUGGAAAACAAUGUUAAUCUUUUAUUGUAAUAUGAAAAAAAUCUAAGAAAGAACGCAUCCUACCAUAAGAAUAAUCUAACGCACACUCACAAAUUAUAACGAUAAAUAUUGUUUAUCGUUAUAAUAUAUCAUGUAAAAAAUAUUUAUAAAAUGAUAAAUAUUUUUUACAUUACAAUUUUUACAUGUUAUUUUUUACAUUAUAACAGAAAGUUUAUGCCUAAAUAAUGCAUUUUACAUUAUUUUAAGUAAUUUUAUGAAUUUUGAUUUGGUUUUGUAUUUUAUUUAUUAGACUUUGUAUUGUUUAAUGUAGCAAAUUUGUAAAGUUAGUGUAUUAUUUUUACAUUUUGUUAGAAAUAUUAUUGUGUUUUCUAUUUUGUAUUGGUAUGUAUUUAAAAUUACUAUAAUGUCAGUGUGUAAUUCACACCUUUGUAGUGAAUGACAAAAACAACAAUAAAUUAUUCAAAUUUCUGCAAAACUUACACUUCUUAACCCUUCAAAUGUUGGUUAAUAUAAAUGAACCAAUAAAAAAUUCUGUUUUUAUUAAACAGUUACUACAUACAUGUUAUUAAUAAAUUUAAACAUUCAAUUUUAGAUUUUCCUACCAAGAAACGUUCAAUAUAUUAGGAAAAAUAUUCUCUUAUUCAUUAUUUAACUAAUUUAAAUGUUUAAAUGGUUUAAUCUGAUAGUGCGUUGGGAUAUAAUAAAAAAUUAAAUUGUUGAGGAAUAAUUUGUUGAAUUAAUUUAUUUUAGCGUUAAUGAUUUUUUACAGAGUCCCACAUGUUACAUAUAAGAAUUUUAACUAAACAAUUCACUCACCUUAAACAUGCCUCCUCAAAAUAAAAAAUCCUAAUUUAAAUUUAGAAUUUAAUUUAGUUAUAUACACACACUACAUAUUAUAAUGUCUAUAUGCUGUACAAAUAGUAUUUUUUACUAUCAAUAUUUUUUCAUACUUCCUUCUUUGCCUUUUAUUUUAAUUUUAUACUUUUUAAAUACCAAAUAGGCCUUAAUUGUUUGUAAAGAUCAUGACGAUGUGAUUGUUAUUUUAAUUUUACUCUUACUUUUUCUCUGCGUCCUGUAAAAGCUUUCAAUCUUGUUCCGUUAAAUGUUUAAUAAAAUUUGUUACGCUAAUUUUGAUAUUAAUUUCCAGGUAUUCCGUAUCAUGCAUGUAUGUUUUUGAUUAGUCUUAUGUGUUCAUAGUUGUUAAACAAAGUAAACUCUUUCGUAUUGUAACAUUUUUACUAAAGAAUUUAUAUACAAUUUAUUUUAUACCCUUUUUAUACAGUUAAUUGUAUUGUACUAAUGAUUUUAUUGUUUACAGAGAUAUGAUUGUUUAAUCACAAGAAAAAGAGCUUGUUAAUGUUGAUAAAACCUAGAUUGUAGAUUCGAAACAGUUUGUUUAAUACUUUUGUAUGUUAACACAAUGAAAAAUACUUUGAUGUAAGAUGUACAAAUAUUUUCACAAGUAUUCUCAAGUUUACACGGUAAAUGUUGUUUUUUAGAUUUGUCUAUUUACUUUUGGAACUCGAUAAUUGUGAUUUAGACGGUCAUUAUUUCGGUAGUCCAGCCUACAUUUGGGCCCAGACGGACAAUAAUCAAUGUUUUCAUGUCAAUUCCUAUCAUAUCUAUUGUACGUCUUGUAGACUAGUGUAGGCCUAGUGCUUGGAUUGGCAUCUCAUCAUAUCCGUCAGUGCCAAAUGUUUUUGUUGUUGUAUGUACGGUACUUUUGUAAUGACUGUCAAUAAAAUGGCUUCAAUAAAUACUAAUUGUGUUUAAUACAA
Messenger RNA from Homalodisca vitripennis (glassy-winged sharpshooter), 7179 nucleotides. RefSeq names its product dystroglycan 1 (gene Dg). Gene Ontology annotation, cellular component: dystroglycan complex; dystrophin-associated glycoprotein complex; sarcolemma. Gene Ontology annotation, molecular function: calcium ion binding; laminin binding. Lineage: Eukaryota; Metazoa; Arthropoda; Insecta; Hemiptera; Cicadellidae. The record is from RefSeq and is a predicted model, not a curated record. Gene Ontology annotation, biological process: morphogenesis of an epithelium; muscle attachment; nerve development.